UAGUUCUGAAAGAAAAGCGCUCUCAAAACAUUGUCAUCCAUUCUGUUUUCAAAACGUCCGAAUAAGAACAGCUCACACACACCCUUCGCCCCGUUAGCCCCGCCCACGCUAUUGGUGUGCGCGAGUCGUGGAUGAAUUUCCCACCCACCUUGGGUGUACAAGAUGUCCGGCACCCGCCGUCCUCAACGCGAUUGCGCCCGUCAGGCGGCUCAAGUGUGGCAAAGUCUGACCCACCGUCCCAGAUCGGUCGUGUCCGCUUCGGAUUCACCCACGCCCAAACCCCUUACCCCGGCCUUCCAGCCCACUCGCUCCACUCGGACCCGUGCUGCCACCACCCUUAAGAACCGGCAGGGCGAGCCGGGCCCGCCGGCGGUUUCGCCAGUGACGCAGCCCAGGUCCGCUACGGGGCGACGGCGUCGAGCCCCGCGAAAGACCGCCGUCAAGACCACCCCAGUGGCUCAGCGGGCUCGACGAAACCGUGCACCACCGCCUGAGCAGCCGUCUGAGCGGCCUGAGCCCAGUUCCGAAGUGUCCAGCCCGACGAAGAAGCAGGAAAGUCUGGCCUCAGACACCCGGAAAAAGAAGCCCACUCGAAAGGCCCAAGUUAAGCCCAUUGAGGCGGGAGAUGGCCAAAAGUUAGAUAGCUCCCAGGCUCGGUUGAGUUUGCCACCCAAGAAUGCCAGUCCGGCUCAAAUUCAAGCGUUUUUGGCCAGCCGACCCAAAUUGCCCGUGUAUCGUAAAGCCAAUCUUUUGUCGGGCUCUAAAUUGGACCACAGUCAGACGGAGAACGAUAUAUAUGAUGUCCAAACUUAUGGCACGGAAGAAUUCGGGCCCGAGCCUCAAAUCCAGGCCAAGAAGAAGAAGGCCAAAAGACGAGCGAAAAAGCAACCCGGCGACAUCAUUUUGACGUUUGGCCAGCGUGCUCGAGAAAAUGUGGCGCCCAUUCUGAAAGAGAUCAAAAACUUGAAAACGCCCCAGCCCGUUGCCAAGAAAGCCCUUGUUCGGAAGCCCUUGAAUCCGGUCAACGUGCCGGUCAAUCGUGUUCCUCCGCACCAAAGCCCUGCCACCACAAUCCAUCGACACCCCUCCGGCAGUUCGCAAUACCCGCCCAAUUCGGGCAAUAUCAGCCCCGCCCGCAGCUCAUUUGGUUACACUCGCGAUUGCGAUGAUUUCAUGCCCUCAUGUCACGACCAUUCUCACCCCUCUGAAUCCUUGGGAGUACCUCCACCCUCAAAUACGAGUCUAUGCGUGCCAGAAUUUCAGCCGAAUAGCUCGCCAGCUCGAAAUUCUACCUUGAACGCGACCAAAGAGCCCAUCACCAAAUGCUACAAAACACCUAUAGUGCCCCGACACGUUAGAAAGCCCGAGGGCAAAGUAUCUACUCCACGAGCGGAUGAAAGACAUGCCAAAGGCGCCUUGCCUGACAAUCUUUCCACGCAAGAACUGGUCAAAAUGGCCUUUGGAUUUGACGAAAGCUCCGAAGAUGAGGAGCUCGAUAACACGGAGAAUGAGAGUCUUUUUGGUAUUUCGCCCGUGCGAGGACACGGGGUGAAUAAUUUCAUGUCACCCUCGGCCAGUAUGAUCCACCAAUCCAAACCUAAGCUACUUUCUGUGGUUAAGACGAGAAAAAAAACGGGUGAACCGUACCGCUUUGUUAUCCCCGCCAAGCCUAACGCCAAUCGCAGCAAUAGUAAAAGUGAAAUCAGCUCGAGAUUCCCGUCAAAUGUUUCGAAAUCCAUAGUAAAUUCCGAGACCACUGCAUCGCAAGCCAAACGCAUCGAUGGUGGCUUGAAUCCUAAUCCCAAGUAUUCGUCGACCAAUUUAAGCCACGAAUCUAAUCGAGUGAUUCCCAAACCUCAAAUUAAAGUGAUUCGUCCUCCCGAUGAAAAUGUGUCGGCCGACAACCAAUCCGACCCCAGUUUGUAUGGGGACAUUGAGGAAGAAAUUUCCAAAAUUCCAGCAAUGGAUUGUUCGGCGUCGGUUGGAAAUGACUCCUUGGUAAACCCUGCGGGUCCCACUGAAGGUUUAACCGAUAUGAAAGAAAACGAAAUCGAAGAUGAGCAAGAUGAGGACGAAGAAGAGGAAGGAGCGCCCGAUGCAUUUACGAUGUUGAAAAACGAGUCUUUGAAUCAGAGUUUAGGGAAAAAGGCUUGUCUUAGAAAAAGAUCGAAAAAGUCGAAGACAGUUUGUCCUGUUGCGAAGGAAUCCCCAAUUGAAAAGGCCACCAAGCAAACUUUGAUCUACGAAAUGGUUCCAAAUGCCACGUUUGGAGAGAAAAAGCAGAUGAAAACCAACAAAAGGAAAAUAUCGGAGUCCAGGAAUCCCGAACAACAAGUCGACCUUGAAUCUGAGGAGAAAACGGAGCCCCGUGAGAAGAAACAGAAAACUGGCAAAACCUAUUGCAAACGAACCAUAAACACAUCGGUGACCACAUCACCUGUCAAGAAACCCUUGAGAAAGGACAAGAAAUUCGAGGCGUGGGCCACUUUACAAACAUCGCAUUUCGGUGAGGUUGAAGGGUUCGACCUCUCGUUUGGUUAAGAAGUGUCCAUGCAUUCUGGACCAUCCUUUUCCAUCCUGUCCCUGUUAUAAAGUAAUCCCAGCAUCUUUAACCCCAAGACAAUUUCCGGAUUGUUUCUACUGCUGCUUUUGCUGUUGUUGAUGAUCUCCUCCGUCCCGUCUGUCUCUUAUUACGCGUAUGUUGUUUGGGUGUGCAUCUUGUUCAUUAUUCAUGUCCCAUUGGGAGGAACCGCAUAAAUGGUUUUAGCUCUCGUCAGUGUCUACUUGAACGCACCUUCUUCUUAAAAUAUAUAUCAAACUCGAAUGAA
This is a messenger RNA of Tigriopus californicus, 2828 nucleotides long. RefSeq names its product serine/arginine repetitive matrix protein 2-like. The transcript has 3 exons. Lineage: Eukaryota; Metazoa; Arthropoda; Copepoda; Harpacticoida; Harpacticidae. The coding region runs from base 163 to 2541 and encodes 792 amino acids. The record is from RefSeq and is a predicted model, not a curated record.